AUGAACGCGCACUUUCGCCCAUUUAAACAAAAUCACAGCGCGCACAAUCUUGUAUUCUCUCUCUUUUUCUUUCAUUCUCUCUUAUUCUCUCUCUCUCUCUCUCUCUCUCUUAUUUUCUUUCUCGCUUUUCCUUCUCACUCAUACUCUCUCUCACACACUCUCUCUUAUUCACUAUUUCUCUCUCUCUCUAUCUCUCUCACUUAUUCUCUCUCUAUUUCGCUCUUUUAUUCUCUAUCAUAUUCUCUAUCCAUCUCUCUGUCACUUUCUCAUUCUAUCUAUCUCUUUCUUAUUCCCGCCCUUUCUCAUUUUCUCUCUCUCAUUCUCUAUCGCUCUCUCUAUUUCUUUGCUUCUCUCUCUCUUAUUUUCUAUUUCUCUCUAUAUUGCUCUCUCAUUCUCUCUCUUUCCUUCUCACUCAUUUUCUCUCUUAUUUUCUCUCUUAUUCUCUGUCUCUCAUUCUCUCUCUAUCUCUUUCCUUCUCUCUCUACAUUAUUCUCUAUCUUUUUCUCACUGUAUCUCUCUUUCAUUCUCUCUCUUUCCUUCUCACUCAUUUUCUCUCUCUCUCAUUCUCACUCUCUUUUUCUUUAUCUAUCUAUCUGUAGCUCUCUCUCUCAGUCUAUAUCUUUCCUUCUUUCUCAUUCUCUCUCUCAUUUUCACUCUCUUUCUCAAUAUCUAUCGCUCUCUCUAUGUCUUUCUUUCUUUCUUUCUUUUUCUCUCUCUCUUAUUCUCUAUCUUGUUUCUCUCUCUAACAUUCUCUCAUUCUCUCUCUUUCUUUCUCUCUCAUUCUCUCAUUCUCUCAUUCUCUCUCUCUCUCUCUCUCUCUCUGCAAUCCAUCUUAUCCAGCACAAUCCACACACCUCCAUGCCAAACCAGUUGAUUCUCUUCCAUUUUACUUGUCUCGGUUUUCGCGUUCCCUAUUUAACAUCUUUCUCCGCCCGCGACUGCUGCGAAAAUCACCGUAAUAAAAGACGCGAUCGACAGAUUCCGGCACGUCAGCCAAACUGCUGCGACUUUGAUGUGAAAAUUUCAUUUGCCAAACUAGGAAUUUGCUUCCGGCUACCAUUUCCGAGACGAAAAUGUGUCUUCGCAUGA
This is a messenger RNA of Acanthosepion pharaonis, 1089 nucleotides long. The record is from the annotation of a GenBank genome assembly. Lineage: Eukaryota; Metazoa; Mollusca; Cephalopoda; Sepiida; Sepiidae.